Messenger RNA from Nicotiana tabacum (common tobacco), 2276 nucleotides. Its product is annotated as NAC domain-containing protein 75. Gene Ontology annotation, molecular function: DNA-binding transcription factor activity; transcription cis-regulatory region binding. Gene Ontology annotation, biological process: regulation of DNA-templated transcription. The record is from RefSeq and is a predicted model, not a curated record. Gene Ontology annotation, cellular component: nucleus. Lineage: Eukaryota; Viridiplantae; Streptophyta; Magnoliopsida; Solanales; Solanaceae.
UGUAAGAAGCUUGCUUUAGAGCUUUAGAGAGAGACAGAAAAAACCGACUCAGGUUUUCUCUCUUUCUUUUGCUUCCCUUCUCUCUCAAACACAGACACAGAGAGGAAAAACCGUCUUCAUGCAGUGCUUAAAUUAGCAAAGGAAGUUAAAGUCCACAGGAUUCUUGAUAUCAAAAGGUAUUGCUUGCAUACCAAAGUUGUCAUGGAAGAUUUUCAGCUGAGUUGAUAGUAAAGGAAUCAUCUGUCUACCAAUUCAAAAAAAAGAAGAAGAAGUCAUGAGUAAGAGUAGUCAUCAGUUGGGAUCUAUUAGUAGUUCUGAUCUUAUUGAUGCAAAGCUUGAAGAGCACCAAUUGUGUGGAUCUAAGCAGUGUCCUGGGUGUGGACACAAACUUGAAGGAAAGCCGGACUGGGUAGGUCUACCAGCAGGAGUAAAGUUUGACCCAACAGAUCAAGAAUUGAUUGAACACCUUGAAGCAAAAGUACUGGCUAAAGAAUCAAAAUCCCACCCUUUGAUUGAUGAGUUCAUUCCUACUAUUGAAGGAGAAGAUGGGAUUUGCUAUACUCAUCCUGAGAAACUUCCAGGUGUUACAAGGGAUGGACUAAGUAGACAUUUCUUCCACAGACCAUCAAAGGCAUACACAACAGGCACAAGAAAAAGAAGGAAAAUCCAAACAGAAUGUCAAGACUUGCAAGCUGCAGGUGGCGAAACUCGUUGGCACAAGACAGGCAAGACAAGGCCAGUAAUGGUGAAUGGGAAGCAAAAGGGGUGCAAGAAAAUUCUUGUCCUCUACACAAACUUUGGCAAGAACCGGAAACCCGAGAAGACAAAUUGGGUAAUGCAUCAAUACCAUUUAGGCCAACAUGAAGAAGAAAAAGAAGGUGAACUUGUGGUGUCAAAGAUAUUCUAUCAGACUCAGCCAAGGCAAUGUAAUUGGAGUAACACUACUACUAGCACUACUGCUGGUGGAGAAGCGAGCAGUGAUCUUAAUAGCAGAAGAGAUAGUGGCAGUGGGAGCUGUUCUUCAUCUAAGGACAUCAAUAAUAAUAUCCCUUCUUCUCAUAGGGAUGAAUUGUCUGCUGCUGUUUGUGCUGCUAUGUCAAGUUACACUACUAUGGAUAUUCAACAAUUCAAACCUGAACAUUUUAGCUUUCUCCCAUUUAGUAAAAGCUUUGAUGAGGCAGGCGUUGUAGUAGGUGAAGCUUCAAUUGCGAGGGAAGGUGGUUCGGCAGCAGCAGCAGCUGCACCGGUAGGCACGUCAGACGCGCGAGACAUUCACAAGCCACAUCAUGUAACUCAUGACCAACAGCUGCACCAGCACCAGCACCAGCAUCAACACCAUCAUCAGGUUGCAACCGCAUCAUUCCACAUCAGCAGGCCGUCACCCCCAAUAUCAGCCAUUAUAACUCCGCCUCCUCUCCAUAACACUUCCAUUAUUCUCGGCCAUGAUGAUGCCUUCCAUGUUCCCAGAUCAAUAAUCCUUCCAAAUGAAAACUUUCAGCAACAGCAGCAGCAACAACAGCAACAACAUCAUAAACUAGAAGGAAGGUCUGCAUCUGAAUUGGAACAAUUAAUAAUGGGCUGCACUUCUACUGAUAUCAAAGGAGAUCAGUCAUCCAUCACAAACCCUCAAGAUGCUGACUGGUUGAAGUACUCACACUUCUGGCCUGACCCUGACAACCCCGAUCAUCAUACCUAGGAGCAUAAAUUCUCAAACUAUAAAUACAGGAAAAGCCAACUCCCACAUAUAUAUAUCAUCAUUAGUACUUCAAGCCUUGUUGAAGUUUCCAGAAAUAAGUGACCAAUUCAACUAUAUAUAUGCUUCUUUUCUCCCUUUCUUUUUCAACUGAAUGCUGACCAAAGCUACUCAGAUCUGAUAGCUGAACUGAACUAACAGUUCAACAACCAAUGUUGGAAAAGCCCAGAAAGUUACAAGAAGAAGCAAGGAGUAAAGGGAAGAGACUAAGAAAGGCUGCUCUCUUCUGACAAAAUACAAGAGCCAAAGCGAAUGCAUCUGCAUGAAAAUCAUCACCACUAUGAUUACGAUAUCAUCUUUAUUUCCCUUUCUUAUUAUUUGAUUAUUUUUUAUUGUUUUUAUCUUUUUUCUUAUAUAAUUUUUUUUAAACAUGAAACACCAUAGGAAUAUCUGUGCAAAGUGCACACCGAGCUUUGUUAAUUAUGCCUAUGGACAGUCACUUUUUAGAGUAGUAUACUUUCUUUUUUGGGGUACAACAUAUUUCCCCUAAUAGAAAUGAAAUGUGAUGUUGAUUCUGUAUUCC